AUGCUUACCUCCGCAUUUGGGCUUCACAUGACGACCCUGCCGCCGGACACGAAUUCUCCAGCAGCUCCAAAGAGCUACACACCUCAUCUACUCCAUAAAUUCGAUUCUCCAGCGGAGCUCAAACAGCUCCAUGCCCACCUUAUCAAAACCAAUGCCUCUAUCUCCGUCCUUCCACUACCCAAAGUUGCUUCUGUUUGCUCCCGCGGCCGCUGCUUCCCCUACGCCCAACAUAUCUUUGCUCGCUCCGACAACCACGACACUUCCGUCUGGAAUUCGUGCCUGAGAGCUCUGGCAGAAGGCGAUCACCCCAUCGAUGCCGUCUCGCUGUUCUACCAGAUGCGUACGUCGGAUGUCUUGCCCGACGCGUUCACUUGCUCCUUCCUUCUCAAAGCUUGCGUGAGCUUGUUAGAUAUCGCUAACGGUAAAAUCCUUCAUGGGGUUGUUGAGAAGCUUGGGUUUGGGUCGAAUUUGUUUCUGCAAAACAUGAUCUUGAAUUUGUAUGGACUGUGUGGGGAAAUGGCUGAUGCAAUGUUACUGUUCGAUAAAAUGCCUCAAAGAGAUGUCGUCACUUGGAACACCGUAAUAACCCAGAUGCUCAAGAGGGGAGAUAUCGAGGGCGCUUCAAGACUCUUCUCCAGGAUGCCGGAGAGGAAUAUCAGGUCAUGGACGUUGAUGAUUUCGGGCUGUGUCCAGUGCGGGAAACCAAAAGAAGCCAUUGAUUAUUUCCUGAAGCUGGAAGAAGAAUCUGGGUUGCGGCCUAACCAAGUCACGGUUGUAUCUGUUCUUGCAGCCUGUGCUGAUCUCUGCGCUCUAGAUUUGGGGAAAAGGGUUCACGAGUACUCAAACAGAAGCGGGUUCAAGACUAACGUGCUCGUUUGCAACACCUUGAUCGACAUGUAUGCCAAAUGCGGUUCCCUGGAGGAAGCCAGCCGAGUUUUCGACGAGAUGGAAGGAAAACGAACCGUGUUUUCAUGGUCUGCAAUGAUUGUGGGACUUGCAGCGCAUGGACGAGCUCAGGAAGCCCUGAGCCUCUUUUCAAGCAUGCUCCAGGAUGGAACAGAACCAAACGGUGUUACAUUCGUGGGUCUGUUGCAUGCCUGCGCCCAUAUGGGUCUUGUCGACGAAGGUCGAGCCUUUUUCACCAGCAUGACUCGGGAUUACGGAAUAACUCCAGGGAUCGAGCAUUAUGGCUGCAUGGUUGAUCUCCUGAGUCGAGCUGGACUAGUGAAAGAGGCUUAUGAAUUCAUCAUGGAAAUGCCUAUUAAACCGAAUGGUAUCAUCUGGGGUGCUCUUCUUGGUGGUUGUAGGCUUCACAAAGACAUCAAAUUGGCUGAGCAAGCAAUUCAGCACCUCUCUGUACUGGAUCCUCUCAACGAUGGGUAUUACAUCGUGUUAUCGAACAUCUAUGCAGAAGCUGGUCGAUGGGAAGACGUGACGAGAGUAAGGAAGCUGAUGAAGGCGAGAGGGGUGAAGAAAACCAGCGGGUGGAGUAAGAUAACUCUGGGCGGUGGAAUCGUUCAUGAAUUCGUGGCUGGAGAUGAGAGUCACCCACAGGCUGAAGGGAUAUUUCGAAAGUGGGAUGAACUUGCUGUUGAGAUGAAGCUUAGAGGGUACGUGCCCAACACUUCACUUGUGCUGCUCGACAUCGAAGAGGAGCAGAAGGUGAAGUUCAUUUAUCGUCACAGCGAGAAGUUGGCUGUGAGUUUCGGGCUGUUGAACACUCCGGCUGGAACGACGAUCAGGAUCAUCAAGAAUCUACGUGUUUGUGAGGAUUGUCAUUCGGCUUUGAAACUGAUAGCGGCCAUCUCUGGUCGUGAGAUUGUUGUGCGUGAUCGUAAUAGGUUCCAUUGUUUCAAGGACGGAUGCUGUUCUUGUGGGGAUUAUUGGUAA
This is a messenger RNA of Linum tenue, 1890 nucleotides long. The record is from the annotation of a GenBank genome assembly. NCBI's taxonomy places the organism in Eukaryota, Viridiplantae, Streptophyta, Magnoliopsida, Malpighiales, Linaceae.